CACAACGGCGACUUCGCCAUGCAGAAGUACCUUCUGCUACAGAGUCAGCACGAGGAGCUGCGGCAACACAUGCACGAACUCUGCCCAACUUAUUCAUCUGCUACAACAGGCACUUCGCCUUCACUCUCGCCGACGCGAUCCAUCAGCUUCUCUCCCACAUCUAGCAAACACACAUCACCCUCGCGAUCCCGAAACCACAAGCGAUCGUCAGGUGGCCACUCUUCCGCAUCGCGGUCGGGUUCCCAAGGUUACUCGGUCGCCAAUUCAUUGGACACCGUCCUCGAUGAAGACAUCGUGAUGGAGAUGGCGGUCGACGAGCAGAAGCUAUGCGAUGUCAAUGAGGGCAUCAAGCGGGCGCUUACAGAACUGCUCAAUUGUGAGACUGUUCGUAAAGAUCGGACGAUGCGCACAUGGGUCCAAUCACGCCUGAUGGACACCGAGCGCGAACUGAGAAUAGGUCGACGGAGGAGGAGUAAUGGGAGU
Molecule: messenger RNA, 483 nt
Organism: Pseudomassariella vexata
Lineage: Eukaryota; Fungi; Ascomycota; Sordariomycetes; Amphisphaeriales; Pseudomassariaceae
Exons: 1
Source: RefSeq, a predicted model, not a curated record